This is a messenger RNA of Triticum aestivum (bread wheat), 1628 nucleotides long. RefSeq names its product phosphatidylinositol:ceramide inositolphosphotransferase. Bases 391 to 1359 code for a protein of 322 amino acids. The transcript is spliced from 12 exons. Lineage: Eukaryota; Viridiplantae; Streptophyta; Magnoliopsida; Poales; Poaceae. Gene Ontology annotation, cellular component: endoplasmic reticulum membrane; plasma membrane; Golgi membrane. Gene Ontology annotation, biological process: ceramide biosynthetic process. The record is from RefSeq and is a predicted model, not a curated record. Gene Ontology annotation, molecular function: ceramide cholinephosphotransferase activity; inositol phosphoceramide synthase activity; sphingomyelin synthase activity.
CAUUUCACAAACACAUCAUUAUCUCGUUUCCCUUGAUCUACUCUCUUGAACUCCCUGCCGACUCCCAACUCCCCCAGCCCCAGGUCUCACGCCGCCGGUCGCCGCCCUCCCGCCUCUCCGAGCGCCUCCGCCGCCCGCGAGAUCCCCAGAGCGACGGCCUUUCGGCCUCCCCCAUCCGUCCGCCUCCCUGCCGGAGGACUGGAGCCAGAUUGCUGGUCCAGUCCCGUCCCCCCUGGCCAGCGCCGUUCUCUGCUCCACUCAACCGGCGACCCCUCCCGCGGACGCGGCAGGCCGAGGCGUGAUGUGCGGAUCGGAGCAUGGACGUGAUCGCCUCGCCCAGUAGAAGCUGCAGCAGCCGUUGUCGGAGCAGGGUUUGCGUCGUCUACUGCCAUGACGAUCUACCUAGCUCGGGAGGCUUCCAAGGUAUGGAGGAAGGUGUGCGCGGAGACGACGACCGAGCUGCCGCUACUUCGCGAGAAGUGGCCGCUACUCCUCGCGGGGAUUGUGUUUCAGUAUAUUCAUGGGCUGGCUGCUCGAGGAGUGCAUUACUUGCAUCGGCCUGGACCACUGCUCCAGGACCUGGGAUUUAUGGCCCUUCCAGAGCUUGGACAAGACAAAAAUUAUCUUAGUGAAUGCACAUUUGUUUUCAUCUUCUUCUCCUUUUUUCUGUGGACCUUUCAUCCUUUCAUUUAUCAUAGCAAACGCUUCUACACCAUCCUAAUCUGGCGCAGGGUGCUUGCUUUUUUAGUUGCUUCACAGGUUUUAAGGAUCAUUACAUUCUAUUCAACCCAGCUUCCAGGUCCAAACUAUCACUGUCGUGAGGGCUCAAAUAUGGCCACUCUUCCACCACCCAAUAAUGUGCUUGAAGUGCUCCUGAUCAAUUUUCCUCGUGGAGUAAAUCUUGGGUGUGGUGAUCUUAUAUUUUCAUCCCAUAUGAUUUUCACUCUUGUUUUCGUCCGAACAUAUCACAAAUAUGGCUCAAAAAGGUUUAUUAAGCUCCUUGCCUGGGUCAUGGCUAUAGUUCAAAGUCUUCUCAUCAUUGCCGCUCGCAAGCACUACACCGUUGAUGUUGUUGUUGCCUGGUAUGCCGUUAAUCUAGUUGUGUUCUUCGUGGACACCAAGCUUCCAGAAAUGCCGGACCGUUCAAACGGGUCGCCCUUGAUUCCGCUGAGCAACAAAGAUAAAGAUGGGAGGCCAAAGGAUGAGAAAGACGUGAUGCUGAAGGACGAGUUCCAUAAGCUGUUGAACGGGAACCAUGGGGAUCCUACUGAUCGGCGGCAGCGGGUGCAGAUGAACGGGAGGCACCCCGAGGAGGACAUGAGCAGCAUGCUGUCCGACGCCACACCCAACGGCACAUGAGCGCUUCUCCAGUAGUCCACCACCGGGAGUUUUGUCCCGGCGCGCCCGAGGAGAAUCCUGUGGGCGGGCGACGGUCGAAACUGCCCGGCCCAUUCUGUCUGCAUGCUGAAGCCCCACCCAUCGUUCAGUUGAGCCACCCUCCCUCCAUUGCGAUGGCCUUCCCUUCAACAACAACACCAAAAAGGAUUGAUGAUGGAUGUGGGUGUACAUGUACAUAUCGUCCGACCGACAGACCAGCUUAAUUCUAUCAUCAUCUAUUGAUGCAUUCA